GUGCAGGACACGGUGCAGGUCUUCCAGCACGCCGUGCCCGCCGAGGGCAAGCCCGUCACCAACCAGAAGAACUCCGGGAGGUGUUGGAUUUUCUCGUGUCUCAACGCAAUGCGUCUUCCUUUCAUGAAGAAAUACAACAUUGAAGAGUUUGAAUUCAGCCAGUCCUAUCUCUUUUUCUGGGAUAAGGUGGAACGUUGUUACUACUUUUUAAAUGCCUUUGUGGAAACAGCUCAGCAGAACGAGCCUGUGGAAGGCAGACUGGUGCAGUUCCUGCUCGCCAACCCCACGAAUGAUGGGGGACAGUGGGAUAUGUUGGUUAACAUUAUUGAAAAGUAUGGUGUUGUCCCCAAGAAAAACUUCCCGGAGUCUCAUACCACAGAGGCCACUAGAAGGAUGAAUGAGAUCUUGAAUCAUAAGAUGAGAGAAUACUGUUUGCGGCUAAGAAAUAUGGUGGAAAGUGGAACAAUGAAAGGAGAGCUUUGUGCUGCAAUGGACACGAUGAUAGAAGAGGUAUUCAGAAUAGUGAGUACUUGCCUGGGCAACCCUCCGGAGACUUUCUGCUGGGAGUUCCGGGAUAAGGAGAAGAACUACCACAAGUAUGGCCCCAUGACACCGGUGCAGUUCUACAAUGAGCAUGUGAAGCCUUACUUCAACAUGGAGGACAAGAUUUGUCUAGUGAAUGAUCCUCGGCCUCAGAAUCCAUACAACAGGCUGUACACAGUGGAGUACCUGGGCAACAUGGCAGGAGGGAGGAAAACACUCUACAACAACCAGCCUGUGGAUGUCCUGAAGAAACUAGCUGCAGCAUCCAUUAAGGAUGGCGAGGCUGUGUGGUUUGGCUGUGAUGUUGCAAAGCACUUCUAUAGCAAGCUGGGAAUCAAUGACUUGAAUAUAUACAAUCAUGAGCUGGUGUUUGGUGUCUCCGUCAAGAACUUGAACAAAGCAGAACGGUUAAUCUUUGGGGAAUCCAUGAUGACCCAUGCCAUGGUGCUGACGGCUGUCACUGAGAAGGAUGGGCAAGAAGAUGCAUUUGAAAAAUGGAGAGUGGAAAACUCUUGGGGUGAAGACCGUGGUAAUAAAGGUUACCUGAUUAUGACUGAUGACUGGUUUUCUGAGUACGUGUAUGAAGUGGUGGUGGACAAGAAGCACGUACCAGAAGACAUCCUGGCGGUGAUGGAGCAGGAACCAAUUGUUUUGCCAGCGUGGGACCCUAUGGGGGCUUUAGCCAAGUGAAUAUUUGCCUCUUAACGGUCAACCAGAAGUAGAUGCAAUAGAGAAUUCCAGUGGUUGGAAGCCAUAGCCAAAUGAUAAUGUGACCAAGCCCUCAGCAUGGUCCAUAUUCUUGAAAUGUAAGUUAAGGAUCAUUGGGAAAUAGCGCUUUACUGACUCGCCUGAAUGAAGCUCUUGGACAGGCUACUCCAAAAGCCAAAAAGGGGAAAGGCAAAACCUCAUCAUGGAAA
Molecule: messenger RNA, 1460 nt
Organism: Nestor notabilis (Kea)
Lineage: Eukaryota; Metazoa; Chordata; Aves; Psittaciformes; Psittacidae
Gene: BLMH
Product: bleomycin hydrolase
Exons: 11
Biological process (GO): L-homocysteine catabolic process; proteolysis; response to toxic substance
Cellular component (GO): cytoplasm
Molecular function (GO): cysteine-type aminopeptidase activity
Source: RefSeq, a predicted model, not a curated record